AUGUACUGUCCUCUCUCUCUCUCUCUCUCUCUCUCUCUCUCUCUCUCUCUCUGCCACUCGAUUGGGGUAGAACACAGCGCCGGGGAUCUUUCUCGUCGGUGGAAGAUAUUUUGGAUCUCACUGAACAGCUACCGCCCGCCUCAGGCUGGGCAGCCACAAGCCAGUAAUGUGUCGACCUGCUACGGUCUGCCUUCUUCAUUAGGGGCAUGGAGAUUAGAAACACGUCUGGCUGACACUGGAUCGCUGAUGGAGAAGGACUACACAUUCUUCUGGCAUAGGAAGAGCUCUAACGAACCACGCCAACGCGGAGUUGGCUUCACAGUGAGGAACAGCCUGCUGAAUACGGAAGAACCAGGCAGAAACGGCUCCGAGAGACUCCUUACUCUCCGCCUCAACACCACCACAAGCCCUGUCACCCUCUUUGGCGUCGGCAAGAUGAAAGACAACGGCCAGAGACUGCUCGAGCUAUGCACUUACCACAACUUGAGCACAGUCAACUCCUUCUUCAGGACAAAGCCCCAGCACAAGGUCUCCUGGAGACAUCUACACUCAAAGCACUGGUACCAGCUGGAUCUCAUACUUGUCAGAUGCACCGCCAUUAAGUACGCUCUUCCCAUACGUUCUUACCACGGCGCGGAAUGCGAUACAGACCACUCCUUGGUUGUACUGCAAGAUCAAGCUGCAGCCCAAGACGUUCCACUGAGGCAAGAAACGGGAGAAUCCUCUCACUGA
Molecule: messenger RNA, 732 nt
Organism: Acanthosepion pharaonis
Lineage: Eukaryota; Metazoa; Mollusca; Cephalopoda; Sepiida; Sepiidae
Source: the annotation of a GenBank genome assembly